Pelodiscus sinensis (Chinese soft-shelled turtle) is the source of this 3319-nucleotide messenger RNA. RefSeq names its product CWC22 spliceosome associated protein (gene CWC22). The record is from RefSeq and is a predicted model, not a curated record. Gene Ontology annotation, biological process: mRNA splicing, via spliceosome. Gene Ontology annotation, cellular component: catalytic step 2 spliceosome. Gene Ontology annotation, molecular function: protein binding; RNA binding. Lineage: Eukaryota; Metazoa; Chordata; Testudines; Trionychidae.
UUUCUCUGUUAUUUUACCUCCGUUAAGCGUCGAAUAAAUCGCGUUACAAAAUUAUUACCAUUAACGAGGCUUUACUCCACUUCCGGCAGUAAAACCCCACCCCCAUUUCGCCGGACGUUAUGUUACUUCCGGUAGGAUGGCGGCGUUCGGGAGCCUGAGCUAUUUUGGCUCCUCUUCUCUAACUGGUUGGCCACUCCUGUACUACAUUUAAACUGCAGAGUUCCAGGGGGCCGCAUGAGCCCAGGACUAAGAGACAGGUGAAACUUUUUUUUCUAGCAGACCCCACAUUUGAGUUGAGUACAUUAUCAUUAUUUCUACAAGUUCAGAACUUUAAGUGAGCUAGAGGAAAACAUGAAGAGUAGGGUGGCACAAAUAAAUCAUGGCUCCAGUUAUGAAAGAAGAGAAAGCUCUCACCGGAGAAGUUCCUCUCCAGAAGACAGGAGAGAGCGUGAGAGGUCUUGGUCUCCGAGAGACAGAGGUUACUCUGACCAUAAGUAUGAUGAACAACAUUCAGGAAAGGGGCGUGAUGACAAAACGAUGGAAAUCAGAGGGUUGGGGAGAGAGACUCCCCAAGAGAAGGAAGGAGAGAGAGAAUAUGAUCGAAGGAAACAGAAAAAAUUCCCUUCACCAAAUAGAAAAAGUCCAGAAAGAUCAGUGCAGCAAAGCUCAUUUAUUCAUGAUGAACCUCCUUCAAAGAAGAGAAAAGAAGAGCUAGAUCCUAUCCUCACCCGCACAGGCGGUGCUUAUAUUCCUCCAGCAAAGCUCCGGAUGAUGCAGGAACAGAUUACCGAUAAAAAUAGCUUAGCAUAUCAAAGGAUGAGUUGGGAAGCCCUGAAGAAGUCAAUCAAUGGUCUUGUCAAUAAGGUGAACGUUUCUAAUAUAGAAAAUAUCAUCCAUGAACUACUUCAAGAAAAUAUUGUAAGAGGAAGGGGAUUGCUGUCUAGAUCAAUUUUGCAAGCACAAAGUGCCUCUCCAAUCUUUACACACGUUUAUGCAGCAGUUGUAUCAAUUAUCAAUUCAAAGUUUCCAAAUAUUGGAGAACUGAUUCUCAAGAGGCUAAUUCUAAAUUUUCGCAAAGGAUAUCGCAGAAAUGAUAAGCAACUUUGUCUGACAGCUUCAAAGUUUGUUGCACAUCUAAUCAAUCAGAAUGUGGCUCACGAAGUUUUAUGUUUGGAAAUGCUCACGUUGCUUCUUGAAAGACCAACAGAUGAUAGUAUUGAAGUAGCAAUUGGAUUUCUAAAGGAAUGUGGGCUCAAAUUAACAGAAGUUUCUCCUAGAGGUAUUAAUGCAAUCUUUGACCGACUUCGCCAUGUUCUUCACGAAUCUAAAAUUGAUAUGCGUGUUCAGUACAUGAUAGAAGUUAUGUUUGCUGUACGUAAGGAUGGAUUCAAGGAUCACCCAGUCAUUCCUGAGGGACUAGACUUAGUGGAAGAAGAAGAUCAGUUUACUCAUAUGCUACCUUUAGAAGAUGAUUAUAACCCAGAAGACGUUCUUAAUGUUUUCAAGAUGGAUCCUAACUUCAUGGAAAAUGAAGAGAAGUACAAAACUCUUAAGAAGGAAAUUCUUGAUGAAGGUGAUAGUGAUUCAGGAACAGAUCAAGAUGCUGGAAGUAGUGAAGAGGAUGAAGAAGAGGAUGAAGAGGAUGAAGAAGGACAAAAAGUGACGAUCCAUGACAAAACUGAAAUUAACUUGGUCUCCUUUCGUCGUACGAUUUAUCUUGCUAUUCAGUCAAGCUUAGACUUUGAAGAAUGUGCUCACAAAUUGCUGAAGAUGGACUUUCCUGACAGUCAAACUAAAGAGCUUUGCAACAUGAUCCUUGACUGUUGUGCUCAACAAAGAACAUACGAGAAAUUCUUUGGUUUACUGGCAGGGCGUUUCUGCAUGUUAAAAAAAGAAUACAUGGAAUCUUUUGAAGCUAUUUUCAAAGAACAGUAUGAUACCAUCCACCGUUUAGAAACAAACAAAUUGAGAAAUGUAGCCAAGAUGUUUGCUCAUCUUCUGUACACCGAUUCACUUCCCUGGAGUGUCCUUGAAUGUAUAGUAUUGAGUGAAGAAACUACUACAUCAUCCAGUAGAAUUUUUGUCAAAAUAUUCUUCCAAGAACUUAGUGAAUACAUGGGUCUGCCUAAUCUUAAUGCAAGAUUAAAGGAUGAAACAUUGCAACCUUUCUUUGAAGGAUUAUUACCUCGGGACAACCCAAGAAACACUCGAUUUGCUAUCAAUUUUUUCACUUCCAUUGGUCUUGGAGGACUAACGGAUGAAUUACGGGAGCAUCUGAAAAAUGCUCCAAAGAUGAUCAUGACACAAAAACAAGAUGUUGAGUCAUCAGAUAGCUCAUCUUCCUCAGAGUCUGAUUCCUAUUCUGAUUCUGACAGCAGCAAUGAUAGCUCAGGAUCAACUGGUAGCAGUGACUCCUCUUCUAGCAGUGGCCAUAGCAGUGACUCAGAUGCUGCUAGAGUAAAAAGGAAGAAGAUGCAAAAGAAAAAUAAAGCACUAGAUAAAGUUGCCAGGAAAAAACAAAGGAGUAAAAAGAAGCUACUUGAAAAGAAAACAGAAAGGAGACGACAACAGGAAGAGAGACACGAAGUUGAGAGAAAGUCAGAAAGAAAUGCUGACGUAAAUUUGAGAGAUUUAAAUAGGAGGGAUGAUGUAUCUAAAUAUCCCCAUGAGAAAGAUGAUGCAACUGACAGGAACAGUUAUCGGAGUGGAAAGGAUAGGUAUUAUGAAAGAAAUAUGGACUUAGAAAAUAAACACAGUAAUUCCAAAAAGAAAGCAGAGAGAAGAACUUCUUUCUCUGAUAAUGAAAAAGAUAAACACUGGACUAAGGACAAUGUACAUCACAGUAGGAGAAAAGAAAGGUCAAAAUCUAGAGAAAGAAACCGUCAUAAUUCAAGUCCCAGAGAGGAAGAGGAGCAGGAGAAUCGAUAUCGGAAUGGUGCAGAGAAAUGCCCAGAGAAAUAUAGCCGAUAUUCUGACCAAUCUAGAGAAUCCAGGAAAAAUGAGGACAGACGAAGGGAGAAUUCUCCACACAGGCGAAAAUAAUACUAUCCUACUGAGUCUGAAAUAAAUGUUUUUCUGUGCAGCAAAAACUGUAUUUUUAAACCUGUUACUGAACUUUCUUUUAAAAAAGUUUUUGUACAAAGUGCAGUUUGUAUUUGUAAAGUUCAUUGGAUUACUUAGUUUUUAGUGCCACAUCUUUUAUAAUCACUGUAUUUGAAGAACCCAUUUGUUAAAUUUCUUCUUUGGAAGAGCAUUUUCAUUGGAGAGAGAGAAAGUGAAGCUUGCUUAUAUUUUGUGAAUAAAAUAGAUUUUCAUUUCA